CGACAAAAAAGACACAGACUACAAUUUGACAAUUUGAAUCUGACUGCAAAGGGCUUCAUAAUGUCGGCCGUGGUCGAAGCUCCAAGUCAAUUCAAGCAGCCUUCCCGUAAGGGCAAGAAGGCCUGGAGAAAAAAUGUCGACGUUACGGAGGUCCAGGAAGGCCUUCGUCUUCUGAAAGAUGAAGAAAUCAAAGGUGGUGUCCUAGCAGAAAAGCCUUCAGAAGAAUUGUUCGUCAUCGAUAAGAAGGGCUCCGCCGAGAUCAGAGAUGCAUACUUCAAACAGCACAAGCCUCUGAAGGCCGAUGAGAUUCUAGCCCAGCGUUCUGCAAUUCCUGCAGUGGAUACCCGCAAACGUUUGAACUCAAAAGUCACAGACGGUGUGAUCGAACCGAAAUCCAAGAGGCACAAGAGCGACUGGGUCACCCGCAAGGAAUGGCUGCGCUUGAAGCAGGUGGCCAAGGAAGCGAAUCCGACUCAGAAGGCGGAAGGAAGCGAACUUUACGACCCUUGGGCAGAUGCUGAAGACCCAACACCUGUUGAAGAUCCUCAGUUUGAUUACCUCGAGAAGCCCAAGCCCAAAGCUGCACCUCCCACGAUCAAGCAACCUCCGAUUUCACUUGCCGCGAAUGGAAAGCCAAUCCCGUCUGUUCGUACACCAGAUGCUGGCAUCAGUUACAACCCGUCAUUUGAGGAUUGGGAUCGUCUUCUCCAAGAAAAGGGGCAAGAAGCCGUAGAGGCUGAGAAGAAGCGCUUGGAAGAAGAGCGAAAGGAGCAAGAGAGGCAACGCCUUAUUGCCGAGGCACAAAAUGAUGACGGCGAAGUCAAAUCUGAUGAUGAGAGUGCCUGGGAGGGAUUCGAAAGUGAAUAUGAGAAACCAGAGUGGCUGAACAAGAAACGUCCGGCGCGGAAGACGAAGGCAGAGAGAAAUAAAAUCAAGAGGCGCAAGGAGGCCGAGAGGAAAGCUAGAUGGGAAGCCAAGAUGAAAGAGAAGGAAGAGCAACUUGAGCAAGCCAAGGCUAUCGCGGAACAGGUGCAGCAGAGACAACUCGAACGCAGCCAGGAGUCUGGGGAUGAUUCUUCGGAAGAAGGAGAUGAUGUCGCCUUGAGGCGUAAGCCAUUGGGCAAAGCCCGUGUGCCCGAGAAACCUUUGGAGGUUGUACUCCCAGACGAACUUCAAGACUCAUUACGUCUACUGAAGCCGGAAGGAAAUCUGCUAGAUGACCGCUUCCGCACGUUAAUAGUGCAAGGAAAGCUGGAAUCUCGCAAACCGGUGACACAGGCCAAGAAGGCGAAGAGAAAGCUGACGGAGAAGUGGACAUACAAGGAUUUCAAGGAAACGCUGAAAAAACAAAGCGCUUCCUCGGCCUCGAAGAAACGCAAGACAUCAGACCGCGAGACUCAAAAUGUUACGACCAAGAAGCAGAGAACAGAGACAAUAGAGCGCAAAAAGGCUUCAUUAAAGAAGAGAAGAAUGUCCGAGGGACAAGAGCAUGGAGGGGACAAGAGCGCACAGGAAUCUGUGGUGAAAACUAUUUCCCGCAAAAGCUCUACGGCUACGGUCUCCGAGCAAUCGCGGACUGAGUCCAAGCCAGCAAAAAUUAACGAGGGCCGUUCACCUACCGCAGAAAUAGGUAAAUAUGUCGCUAUGGACUGCGAAAUGGUGGGAGUCGGUCCCAACCCCGAUAACGAUUCUGCCCUCGCGCGUGUCAGUAUUGUCAACUUCAACGGCGAACAAGUUUAUGAUUCGUACGUCAGGCCCAAAGAGAUGGUUACAGAUUGGCGGACACAUGUGAGCGGCAUUUCUCCCAAGCACAUGGCGGAGGCUCGAUCUCUCGAACAAGUCCAGAAGGACGUCGCAGAGAUUCUUGACGGACGCAUACUCGUUGGGCAUGCUGUGAGCAAUGAUUUGGAUGCUCUUCUUCUGGGCCAUCCGAAGCGCGACAUCAGAGACACAAGCAAGCAUCCUCCUUACCGAAAGAUCGCAGGCGGCGGCUCUCCACGCCUGAAAAUGCUGGCGUCGGAGUUUCUAGGCUUGAAUAUCCAGGACGGCGCGCACUCUAGUGUCGAAGAUGCGAAGGCUACAAUGCUCCUGUAUAGACGAGAUAAAGAGGCCUUCGAGCGGGAACAUUUGAAGAAAUGGCCAAUUCGCGUCGUCAUCGACAAAAAGGAGAAUGGCGAGGACCAGAAGAAGAAAAAGAAGAAGAAGAAGAAGCCUCGUAAGAGGUAG
Messenger RNA from Aspergillus novofumigatus IBT 16806, 2226 nucleotides. RefSeq names its product Nop53-domain-containing protein. Gene Ontology annotation, molecular function: 5S rRNA binding; 3'-5' exonuclease activity. NCBI's taxonomy places the organism in Eukaryota, Fungi, Ascomycota, Eurotiomycetes, Eurotiales, Aspergillaceae. Gene Ontology annotation, cellular component: nucleolus. The transcript is spliced from 5 exons. The record is from RefSeq and is a predicted model, not a curated record. Bases 61 to 2226 code for a protein of 721 amino acids. Gene Ontology annotation, biological process: ribosomal large subunit assembly; rRNA processing.